This is a messenger RNA of Bicyclus anynana (squinting bush brown), 8964 nucleotides long. RefSeq lists its product as uncharacterized. The coding region runs from base 312 to 1100 and encodes 262 amino acids. Lineage: Eukaryota; Metazoa; Arthropoda; Insecta; Lepidoptera; Nymphalidae. The transcript is spliced from 6 exons. The record is from RefSeq and is a predicted model, not a curated record.
CAAGAAAGAGUUUUUGUACCUCACGUAUAUUUUUGAAAACGUUCAUAUUUUCUGUACCUAUACUAUAGCAAUCUAUUUUUAUCGAUAUUUCAUAUUAUAUCCGUUUAUAUUUCGGAAAUAAAGUGUUGAUAUUCAGUUGGUGACUAUUUUUUGCGUUCUUAACUAUACUAUAUUGAUGUGUUUAUAUCAACUACUGUAGGGUCUGUUUGAUAAAAAUUAUUUUUCUAAAUACCUACUUAUCAAGGAAAUUUCUCUGUAAAUGUAAAUCUAUCCAGUUUUACAACUGAAAUUAGAAGAUUAAGUUGCAGAAGAUGGCGCCGACAAAAUUCGGACUAUUCAAGUCCCGAAGCCGUGAGCAGCCGGAACAACCCUCUAUGGAGAAUCUUAUAGAGACCACAGCUGAAGUUGAGCAUUACAAGCCCCCGGACUCCCCUGUGCCGUCGACGAGCAAGGGUUUCAUGGGGAAUGAUGAUAUGCUCCCAGCGAGCAUAUUCUCCAUUCUCAACAUAGAUGACGACGAUGACGAUGAUGAGAUAAUAUUCAACGAGCAACAAAAAUCUCGGCCGGCGAGUCAGUGCAGCAAGUUGGAAGAGCAACAGCAGGGCGACUACCUGCAGUUACAGAACCAAUCAUCCGGUACUUCUCUCAGUACACUCGAAGACCUCGACCAGAUAUCUGAGCUCCACGACGAGCCCAACACCGCAGCACUGGAGGAAGACGCGUCCACCACUUACGAUGCCAACUCGCUGCAAUUUGACGAGAGCUCCAUAGCGGAUAGUGAGGAUAUGUCGAUGUACUGUGCUAUGCUGAAGAAGCCCAAGAAGAGCAGGUCCAAGGAACAGCAAUUGACUGACUUCGAUAUGUGGCAGGCCAGUAACGUCGAGGUUAUGCAGAACCUGCUAAGCCGCAGCGGGACUCUAGACGAGCAGAUCAAGUGGGAGGCAAUAGCCACCGCACGGGGCCUGUGCACCCUCACCGACAGCUGCACCUGCGACGACUGCACGGGGGCGAAGUUCCUCGCCGGGGUCACGGACGGCGACGGCGGCAUGGGUGCUGCACCCCUGCUCACCGCCAUCAGCGUGGGCUGCCAGAUACAGUAACUCUGAUACUGCUGACUCGCCAGGGAUUCUGUACUUUUUGCGACAUCUGGCUCAGAGUUGCGAAACAUUUGGCUCAUUCUAAGUUGACACUUGAUUCUGCAUUUUUUACAGCUGUUAGAAUCUCCAUGAUACGGCUCCAUACGGCUAGUUCAAGGAUUCUUUACUCUUUUGCGACUUCUGGCUUAGAGUUGCGAAACAUUUGAUUCAUUCUAGGUAGACAGACUUGAUUCUGCAUUUUUAACGUGUCCCAAAUACACAAUGAUUUUGUAUUUUUUUAAUUCUUUUGCGACAUCUGGCUCAGUUAAAGUUGCGAACAUUAGUUAAUUCUAUUUUAACAGACUUUAUUUUGCAUUGUAACGUGUGCAAGAAAGGUGUAAGGAUAUUAAAUACCAUCUUUUGCGACAGCUGACUCUUAUUGACCCAGUUGUCGAAAACUAAAAUAUUUUAACCGUAAUACAACUUGGCGAAACACUAGCAGAUUACUUCUAUGGAUAACCUCCAAAAAAUUUCUACUGCUCUUAAUAUAUGUCUUUUUAUGAACAUUGAUGUUGUGUCUAGUGAAAUAUAUAAUGUAUUCCUAAAUGUAGACAACUAUUCUAUAGGUAUAUACACGUAAAGCUGCUGGCGGCUUUUUGUACAUAAUCACAAACCCUCCAUCCUCCUAUCCAUAGCUCAGACUAAUUACAUAUGAACUAAAGCUUGGCAAAUUUGUCCGUAAUUUUUUGAGGAAGGGAGACGAGCUUCAUUCAACUACAAUUAAAGGCAUUUUUAUGGAGCUCUUUAACCAACGAACUAUGAAACAUUGAUUCUAUAGAGACAGAUUUUAUAAUCGCAUUAGAUCGUUGAUCAUAUACUUUGACAGAAAAGUAACGUCUCGCGAGACAGGUCCUUAUGUAAUUAGUCUGAGAUAAAUAGGUACUUAAGAACUUAUGUAUUUAUAUUUUCUUUAUUUCAACUGAUACGUUGGUAAUCGGGGUAACAUCCUCAGCUGCUGAUUAUGAUUGAAAUCUCAAGUCACAUUUAAUAGUGCUCACACUUGUACACUAAAAUAUAUCCUGACUAAUAUUAGCUUCGGUUUAAAAAAAAUGUCAUCACAACAUUAAUUUUUUAAAUUACCAGUAUAUUAAAAAUUAAAUAAAAAUAAAAUGAGUUCAGAAAUUAAAAAAAAAUAAUUUUCAAGCAAAACUUCUCAACGCACAAAUUAGAAUCGGAAUCAGAAAAUAUUAUUUUUUAUAUUUGAACUUGAAAAAUUAAACUUGUGCCAUAUUUUUUUUUAGUGUAAAUCCAUCGUUACAUACUUACAAAUUCAUUUCGUUUAGAUUAGAAACCUUCUAAGAGAGAAUAUUAUAAAACUAUUUUUGACACAAUUUCUAUGAUAUGGUAUUAUUAAUAAAAAGUAUAAUCAGUAACUGUUGUAAAUGGCCUAAUUGAUUAUAGGAAUGGUAUUUAAGGGCAUUCAUACAAUUGUUCCUAUUUCUUUACGACUAUUUUAUAACAGCCAAUUUAAACAGUACUAAAAAUUCAAACAAUAGCUGAAUUGCAGGCUUUGCGAAUGUUCAUUUUUAUUUAUUUAGUAUGUAUGUUUAUUCUUCGCAAAAAUUUGAUUGAUUAGCUUACAUUUCCAACUAUACUAAAGCCAAACUCGGUGUGUAAUGUUUAUCAACAAACAAAUUAAAAAUGAAGGUAGAAAACACAUGUCAUUUGAUACAGUAACCCUUUAUUUUUAAGGGUUACAGACAGACAUACAUGUCUUGGAGUAGUGUAACUUUUAGAUUUGAAUUUUAUUUUCUCAUUUUCUUUAAUAAAUUAUGUACUGCUUUUUUUUGCAUAAAAUGUUAUACAGAAGAUAUUAAUUAUAUCUUGUUCUAAGCUUAUUGAUAAAUUUUGUUGGCAUUAAUUUAGAAACAUAUGAAAAAAAUUUUAGGACCAUGUUAAUUAAAAUUAUUAUUAAGUGUAAAAUCACUAUCAAAAUGUAGUCACUAUCAUUUUUAAGUUUCUUGGCUUCAGUGUAGGUACCCUUUUUAUUAAUUUCUUACGUGUUUUUGCGAUUAUCAACAUAGUAAAAGUCCUAGUAAAACUUCUGGGACGACUUACUAAAAAUUAUUUUUAAAUAUGUCCUGACUAAGACCCUUUUCCCCUCCAAAUAAAUACCUAUGAAAUGUCUUUGUAGUAUGUGUAUUUGACUACCUAGAUUAUAAUUAUAAAUUAUUUUACUAACUUAUCUAUCAAAAGGAGUCCAUUCUACGAAAGUUGAUAUAUCGUUGAGUUCAAAAGUAUGUUACAUAGAUAUUUAAAAAAGGGAAUUUUUAAUUAAAAUUUGACAAACUUUUGUCCUCUAAAGGUGAACAAUUUUUAUUUAAUUAACUUUUUCAUUCAUUUCUUCUGGAGUUGGUCUGAGAAGAAAUUAAUUGCCCUACAUAUGUAGGAUUAUUAAUGUUAACGACUUUGAUCAAUGAAUAAAUUAAUUUAUCUUCACGGGGACCUCAAUGUGAUUGUGACUGAAUUUUCGCUAUUUUUUGUAAAUUUUUGAAAACUACACUAAAACUAACUUUGUUGCAAAAUUGUAACCCAUUUUAAGUGGUUUAAGUCGAACGUAUUAGCUGUUUUGGAGUGGUAAGUCUGAAUGAAUGUGAUAAACCCUAAUUUUUAAUCCAUUGUUUUGAGGUAUUUAUUUUAGACUUACUCGUACGGCAACCGGAAAAAUAAAAAUAUCUGUAUGAAUAGUCACUUCUUUUAUUUUAAUAGACUUUGAUUAUUAGAUUUGAUUUAGAGAAUUCGUUUAAACAUUUAAAUAUUCGUUUAUCUACAAUAUUAUUGAGGUCAAAGCAUUUACGAAAAUGUUGCUAAUAUUUUGCUCCAACGUCCCAUUUAUCACUGUACCAAAAUUCAGCGGUUUAGACGUGAAAAGGUAACAGACCGACAGAUUUACUUUCGCGUUUAUAAUAUAUUAGUUUAGUUAGAAGGUAAAUAUAGCCUCAACUUUCAUGAAUGGACUGUAGCGAAGCCUAGAUAUUAUUAAGACUGAAAGGGAAGGAUCAUUAUUAAUGACCCAAAAAAGAAAAGCCCUUAUAGAUGUAAGGGUAAUGGAAUGAUAAGUAAGAAACAAUUAAGAAGGAAGUAUGUACCUUGUCUUAUUUAAAAAAAACUUUAGUCGUUUACCUAUACUUAGUUUAUAGUUCCUAUAUUUUUCUUUGUAAUAAAUAGGUGUCUAUUUUAUAUAACCUUAGGUGUAAAUGUAAUUCUAGAUACCAAAAUUAAAAUUUCUAUUAAUUUUGGUAAAUAUCUACAGUUCGAUCGCAUAAAAUGGUUAAGUAUUUUUUAUUUUUUGUUAAAAUGUAUAGUACGUCAAAAAUUUAUAAGCCCGUGGCCAAAACUAGAAAUAACGUCACGGCGGUCGCCAUUUUGCAAAACAUUACAUUAUUUUAUAGAGUGCGAUAUCAGCGACACCCUCAACGGGUUUGUGGCACUACGAGUAUCAGUUUUCAUUUUCCCGCCAAUUUAAAACUGACAGACGCACAAUAGACAAUUAUUUUUUUUCGAUCUGAAUGGCAGGAAUUUACGCAUUAAAAAGUAUGGAAUAGAAGCUGGCGUUACUUUGUAGAGGUUCAUUAUAAAUAGUGAAUAAUUUAUUGUGCUUUUUGUGGAGUAUCUCCUGAGGACUCCGACUAAUUACAUAAGAACUAGUAUCGCACCCAAAUUCACGAAGAAAGUUGUCUAAUUUUUUGAAGAAAACGAACUUCGUUAAGGUGUUAAAAUCUUAUACUAAACUAGAAGUUGUUGACCGUUUUUACACCAUUCAACUACCCACACAAACUGGCAUACUUACGCAGCUCUUUAACUGACGAACACGAUUACAACUAUGAAACAUCGAUUCUAUAGAGACAGAUUUUAUAAUCACAUUAGAUCGUUGAUCAUAUACUUUGAUAGAAAAGUAACGUCUCACGAGGCAGGUCUUUAUGUAAUUAGUCUGAGCCGUGUGAAACGUGCGAGGAUUUUAUCGCAGCUGGGUAUCCUUGUCACUUGGAUUCGUGGGUUUUCACGGUUAUUAGCAAAAUAAAUUAGUCACUACUCAUAAAAGUGUUUAUCUUGAUUUAUAUGAAACAUUCUGGUGUAAUAAUAUGUUUAAAAUUUUCUUAACCUAAUUAUUAUUAAUUAAGUAAACAUUUUUUUAUAAUAGAUUUAAAUGUCGUAGAUACUGUACAUUUUAAUACGCUGUAAUUCGGUAACUUUGCUUUUUAAUGUAACCGAGGCAAUGGAUUUUUUGAUAAGUGAGAAAAUAGUUCAUUAAAAUAAUAAACUGUUGUAAUGGUUUAAAUAAUCUGUUAUUUAAACCAUUAUAACAUACUAUAAUUCAGAUGUGGUAUUAUAAUAAUUAAAUAAAUAAUAAUUAUUAACAAAUAUUCAUAACAUAAUAUUGAAUAAAUUGAAAUUAAACACACGCGCUAUAACUGAACACCACAAGCAAUCUCUUUUUUUUACUCUACUUUAUCUUUUGCUCGGCUCUGCACUUUUGGAUCUAUCUAGAGGUCUGUGUGAGUUUGCCGCGUGUGGUUAGUAUUAGAUUAUACAAUAAUAUUUAUAUUGAUAACGCUACAUGAGUAGACAUCGCUAUGAAUUUUCCAAUGUUUUUUUUUAAAGUAGGUAUCUUUUUUUGUUAGUAUAUUUUUUUCAUAUUUACAUCAUUUUAAUACUUACGAGGUUACAUUAAAAAGCAAAUAAAAGUAGAUACAUCGAUGUUACUUUUAAAAUAUGAGUAGGCUAUUUUGUAGAUGUAAUUUCUUACAGUGGAUAUUUUAUAUUGUUUAUGACUAUCGAUACUACGAGUAACUAAAACGAAGCCUUUUCUACAGUUCCUAUGAGUUUCUUUCUAUCGAAUUCUUUGUCAUAUCAUUAAUUAUUUAGUUUUAUAUUACUUAUUAUUUUAAAAGUCGAACUUUGUAAGCGGUGAUUAUCGAAAAUGAAGAGAGAAAUAGCAUGGAUACCUACGUCGCACUUACGCAUGUAUUACAUUCUGAAAAACAAAAAAGAAGAACGUAGAGAUUGGAGAAAAAAAGGCUAUUGAGGAAGUUUUACUUCCUUCGCUCAUCUUAUUUUUGAAUUUCGUUGAACUAUGAUGAUAAAUAAUUUAAUCCGCUACCUAGUCUGAGUAAGCAACCUUUUGACGUUCAUCUGUAUUUUGGUAUUUUAAUAUUAAUAAAUGAUUUAGCUAAAGGCCCCAACGGUGAUUUUAACAAAUGCGGGGGAUAUGCUUAAAACUCAAAACUGUGUAAACACUUGAUACGAUUUAUUUAAAAAUGUAGCAAGAAAACUUUUUAAGACUAAGCAGAAUAUACCCGACCCAGAUACAAACGCAGAGAUAAUAAUAAUCGGAUCGCUUGAGAAACACAGUAUUUAUGUAGGUAGUUUAAAAAUAUAUUUUACAUUAUUACUAGCAGUGGAAUUCAUAGACGUUGUUGGGAUCAUUCACCGGCUGAGUGUGAAAUUAUCAAACAAAUAGAGGUUAAAUUUGACAUUCAGCGGCUGAAUGAUCCCCUGUUAGUGCCCCUACAACGUCUAUGAAUUCCACUAUUAUACUUCAUUUAUUGUUGGAAAUAGUAGUCUUGGACGGAUGUGACGUCACUCGAUCUCGUGGUGGCUCGUGCCGACGCGACUUGUUUCGUAGAGAGAGAUUUAGAGAGGGGUAGCCAUCGGUUGGCGGGAACGACUUGCGAUUCGAUUUAUGGCGCUCGUCGUGCGGUUAUGGGUUACUUGGGAUAGGCGGGGAGAGUGACUUGAGUGGAAAAGUGGAGUGUUGGUUAACUAUGAAAGACGUCUUUAACCCUACACACAACGUUCAUAAGUGCGUGACUUCAUUCGAGGUCAUUCUCUGCCAUUCUAGGGUCUUAGUUUGGUUACACUUUGAUUUGUUAAUUAAGUUGUCCUGACAAAUAUUGUGAAUCAUAACCUGCGACAUUAGUUUUCUUAUUGUUUGUAAAUCACUUUGGAGUCUGCUAAAAUUAUAUUUUUGUGUUUACGCUCUCAACUUCAUUUUCGAAAUCCCUAUCGCCAAAUACUUAAGUAGGUAUUUUAUGCAAAAGUAGUGGGUACAAAACAACAAAACUUAACUAUUAAUCAGACGACAGUGUAUUUGACUUGUAUGUGUACUUAUAUAAUUGUCUUAUUAGAUAUUUACAUCAUAUGUGUUGUAGUAGAUCAGUACCUAAUGGAUUUGGUUGUACAAAAAUCCUACAUUAUAACUGACUGAACUUUUCUGUUUGUUUUAGGGUUCAUUUACACGAGCAGCAGACUGUAGUCGAGUGCACUCUGCAGUAGAGAGUGUAACUGAGCUAUUAGCGUCGCUUUAGGUAGAUAUAUGACAUGCCGCCGUUACUUCACCGGCUGCCGUCGAAUGCCGCCGAAACGUCGUCGACUGCAGUCGUUGGUAGCAGUUGCCUCUGCCGUUGGCAACGUGCUGCUCGUGUAAAUGAACUUACUCGUAUGCGGACAACAGAUUUUCCGUUUUAAGUGUACAGUUCUAUUUAAUCAAAAUUUCUAUUCCGCUUUUUUAACGAUGAUUCUUUCGCCAAUUACUCGUCUUAUUCGAAUUUCGAAUUUAUAUCUAAAUCCUAUAAAAGUCAAAGUCAAAAUGUCACUAACAACGAAGUUGCCAUGGAAACGAACGAUGUUAUGGCGCUGUACAGUGCCCGCCACGAGAUAUUGUGUUUGUGAAGUUAGCAACAUAUGACUGCGCAAUUAAUCAAUAACGGUACAAAUAUUUAUUUAUUUAUUUAGAAAGGAAAACUUACAGCUAAAUACAAAAAUAACAACAUAGAAAACAGAAUAUAGCCAAUUACAAGUUUUCGCAAAUAAACACAUAUUAGGUAGCAAGCUCGCAAGGAAAACAUACAAUUCAUAAUCCAAUAUGAUAAAAAUAAUAGAUAAAUUAAAAGAAAAGGCGAAAGAGAAAAAAAAACAACAAAACUUAAUUGAUGAGAUGCGCAUACUCAUUCCGCAGCUAACUUCACAAACAUAAAGAUCCGUGGCGAGCACUGUAACUUUACAGAAUGCAGGGACUGAUGGUGCCCGAAGGCAGAAAGAGAAUAGAUGGAUGGACUCUCUAAUGCCUAGUUCGGACUACUUUAGUUUUUUUGGAUUAACCACCCAAAAAUUGUUUGUACUCGACUAAAAUACUAAAGCAGUCUAUACGGGCUUUAAUGCCUAGUUCGGACUACUUUAGUAUUUUAGUCGAGUACGUAAGAUUUUUUGACUAAACUAACUAACUAACCAAAACUAAACAUGAAGCGUGGCAUGACCGAUUUUUUUAAACUAAUAAAUUCGGUGAAUUAAGAAAUCGUAAAAAACUAGAAAUAUCUCUUUAUUACUGUGCCUAGUUAAACUGUUUAAGUUAGGUAGGCAAGGUGGAAGUUUCAGAAUUUAGUUUAGUCUAUAGUUAAAGUUCAGGAUUUGUGUACGACCAAUCAUCUUCUUGUGUACGUUUUUGUAUUCGACGACAUUUUCAUAACCACUACAGUUCGAUGUUCAGAUUUCAGUUUUAUAAAAUACCAAAUAAAAAAACCCGAAAACUCGAAAAUGUCGUACUUUACAAAGAAGUAGAAUCAGACUUAAAUAGUUUGUAUGUUCGUUGUUACAUAAAUCAACGCUCCAAUUAUUAUUUUAUACACAAAACUUUUAACUGGACACAACAAAACUGAUCUGUAGAGACUAAAUAUCAUGCCGUCCUUUUCCAUAACAGAUAUUGUGAAAAGGAUAUGAGUAUAUUUUUAUGCUAUUGAUUUAUAGUUUUGUGUAUAAAUUAUAAAAUUGAUGUCAUUAUAUCGAUAAUCGUUGUGUUGUACUUAAUAAAUAUUUGUGUUGUAAAAUGAGA